CCAGCUCUCUGCCUGUGCCCUUAGCGUGCCUCCCUCUGCUCGCUGCAGCAGGCCUUGAGCAGAAAACACAAAUCAAGGCUUGUCGGCGUCUGUCGUGCUGAAUAACCUCCUUAGAGACCAUUCCUUCUGUUGCUUAUAAAUGGUUGGACUGAAUUUAAAUACUUUUCUUCGUACAAUUCAAAUGCAAAAUGUUUUGUGUUAAUGUUGUGGUUCGAUAACAAAAGGGAAAUUGGUCAUAAAAAGAGAAUAAAGCAAUUACAGUCUGAACUCAGCAUUCACAUAGCUGUUAACAGGUAAGUUGUAGCUUAGUGCUAGUUUUGGUUUGCAUUAGUACGUGUUUAUGGCAGUAAUGCUAUUGGGACAAUGGCAGUGCUCUUAUGGGUGAUUUAGGGCAGCACAACUGGUGUCUGCAACCUUUUCCUUGUGGCAGUAAGGAUGCAGUUUGCACAGUGUAUGUGAAAUUACAGAGCAGCUUCCGAUUGCUGGUAGCCCAUCAGGGUCAGAAAAGCAUCCUGUCUGUGACUUCCAUAACUUCAGUGUCUUUUACCCUCUGGGAGGCAGAGGCUUGGUGUUCCUGGAGCAGCAGGUAGUGGCCUCUGAAUGAGGUGAAUGAAUGGCCUCCUGUGAUGGGGCAGAUAAUUCAUUUCUGAGCUUUUGUCCACGUUGAGAAAAGGAAGAUCGGCCCUUUGUGCAAGUACUGCUCCAUCGCAUCACCUUUCUUGUAGCUGCAGCUGGAAACCAGCAUCUCAGCGUGUGUAAAUGUGCUGCAAUGCCAUGUGUAAAUGUGCUGCAAUGCCAUUUGUGCUUCAGGAGAAGAGCAGAAAUGUUUCAGGAUUUUAGAUUAUGUUCCACAGAAUUCUAGACUCCGAACUAAAUAGCUGUGCUGGAGAUGGAGCAGUUGCUCGAGGUUUGGGAAGAGGUGCACGUCUGUGUCCUGGUGCUUCUGCUGGUUGAGUGACUUCACAUCUAUCCUGGGACAUGAUGACAGGUCAGCCUCUGUAGCGUGGCUCUCUGAAGGCACUCCAACCAGCAGCAGCUGAUUGCAUUGGAAAACUUUGGCCUCCUGCAGCUGGCAUGCCUGCUGUUCCCUGGUCUGAGGCAGCCCAUAACGUCACUGAAAUGACUGUCUGCUGAAACCUCACAAGCAUUGCCUGUUUGUCUCACCUGAUCAGAAUCAGAUUUAGUGCCACGUUCACAUAGUUGCGCUGUAUUUCCUUGGUUAGACUGCGCAGGGAUCAGCAAAGGCUUUGGCUGGCAGUGAUGUUUUGCUAAUAAAGACGUCUUUUCACAUAGGCUGAGUUCUGGCCUUCUGUAGGAGGGUGCUGGAAUAUGAGCAGUUACAGGGAAUAGCUUUGCCAACUCGGGAAUGAAGCUCAGGGACGCCCGCAGUGCUUUACAGGCAUCAGCAGUUCUGUGUGACUUCACAAGCAGUAAAAGUGGGGUGCGUUUGCUCUCUGUCCCCUGAUGGUUUUCUGCAGAGGAGCACAGAGAAAUGAAACAUAAUCGUGCCGAUUUCUCCUCCCUUCUACAUCACCUCUCAGAUGAGAAGCAGAGCGCGUUGCCUGUUGUAGGGCUCCUUGUCAGCAGAGUGCUGUUAGUAUUUGGAAAACAAUUCUGGAGGAUAAAAGCUCAUUUUGAAGGAGAGUUAAAGUGAACAUGACAUACCUGCAUGGUGCUGACAGGAUGACUGCUUUCCCCUUUACCUUAGAGUUUAACUAAUCCCCCUAACAGACCCAGUUAUGUUCUGAGUGCUUUGUGUGACCCCCAAACAAAGGGUAAACGCCACCAACAGAUCACAUUCAGGUGUUGAAAAUGGUUUUUCUGCUCCGUGGGAACAAAAGAGCUUGCAGUAAUUUUACAAAUGCUCUUCAGCUUCAGUGGAAGCAAAUGUUAAACCUCUUUCUCUAAUGGUAGGGGCUGUCACUCCUUUCUCUGGGUGCAGCACUAAGGAGCAGAGCACAGACCCGUUUUCUGACAGCCCUGUUUUCGUGCAUGUUGACCUUUGAGCAGCCAGUUCUCAUCAGUUAAAGUGUUUGGAGGAAAACUAACAUUGCAGAUUGAAUUAAUUCAGCAUCCUUCCUUUGGCAUCAGCUGCAAGAGGUGCUUCACACCAAAAUGAAAUCACUUUUGCAGUUAUUUUCUUCAUUUUAGAUACUUGCAGGCACUCUUUAUUGUUUUUGCUGGCAUAAAAGCCAUCACAGCAAGUCAGGCCUGCAGUCCCAGCUCCCAUCACCAACUGGUUUUGGAGAUCCAACUCCUGAAGCUAGAAUGGCUUCAGAGCAGCCUCCUCCCCUGCCUUGGCUUUCAGCAAUCCUUAAUUAAGGAGUGGGGGUCAUAGUUAGGUCAUCUGUUAGAGACUGAACAGCACUGUGUCAAUGCCUUUAUUUUUGUUGUUGUGUUCUUGAGCAUAAAUUCCUAAUCCUCCUUUUUCAGAUGAACAUAACUGUUAAUAAGUAGAUUUUCCAGCUAAACUUUGUGUUGCAAUUUUCUGGUCCUGUUUGCUCGAACUGUGACCAAUUGAGUCAAUGCUUGAGCUGUGUGAUGCCACCCCUGCAAGGUGAUGGGGAGGGGAGGUGGCAGUGCUUCAGAUCCCUCAUGAGCAGCUCAAGUGAUGCCCAGCACCAGCUUCCCCUCGGACCUGAGCCAUGUGCAUGUAUGUUCCCUCUUCCCCUCUCCAUUCGCUCCCAUCUCUGCUCCCCAGGCACCUGGUCUCCUUCCAUCCUGUUGUUUCCCAUUUCCAGCCGCUGCCUUUUCCCUUCUGAAGCACUUAUCAGGUCUUAUUCCAUAACCCUCCCCUUUCCUCCCUUCCCAACCAGGUUUCUCGUCCGCCCUCUGCACCGCAGCCUCUCUGCCUUGUGUUCUCCUAGGAUGGCGCCCCACCAUCCCUGCUCCCCCAGGACCACCACCAGCACUUUCCAGGCUCCUCCUCUCACUCCUUCCCCUGGCACAUGUUCCACUGCAGUCAUCCUCUCAGUACAGCAGGCCCUGAUUUCUCCCCCUCAUCUCUGCGACGUCACGGCUGCUCUCUCCACACGCCCACGGCAGCCAGGUUUAGCUCCCUGCUCUCACUCUCCUUUCAGGCUUUUCCUUUUCCUCUGGUGCAGAGCCCAGAACGGGAGGCAGUUCCUUCCAAAACGACUUCCUGCUCCCCUGUGCUCAGGGCAGGGGCCGCCUUGCCAGAGGAAGCUUUGUUUGCGGUCCAGUGGAGGUUGCUACCUGGUGACAAUAACUUGCUUGUUCCUUUGUGACCUGGAUAUGGCAGGCAGCCAUCAACCAAAGAGCCCAAAUGUAAUGCUGCUCCCCAUGGAGGCCUUCCAGGAUGCUCCAGUCUCUCUUUGGCUGUGUAGGGACCAGCUGCUUGGCUGGGCUGGCUGGCUGCCUUGGCGUAUAAAACUAAUUUGCAAAUCGAGUGCCUACGUGAAUUGGACUGAAUCCUUCCUCCAACCUCCUGUCCUUGGCUGUUGUUCUGUCCCUUGCAAGUUUUAUUUCAGCCUCGGGCUGCUCUCUCUGACUCUUGCUGUAGUGCUGACUUCCAGUUCCAGCCCAUUUACCCUGCCUUUCCCAUGCACCUGCAAUUCUUUGUCCUGGCUUUUCCUCUCGGUCAGCUUUUCCUCCUGGUGCAUUUUGUGUCAACCACUUUUCCUCCAUGCGUUCCUGCGUGGGAGUCAUUAGGAUGCAGGAGGUGAGACGAAACCUUCCCAGCCUUUGAUUCAUCCUGCAGACAGCCCAGUCUGACCAGGAGCAGCCAGGAAUACCAGUUGCUGGGUGUGUCAGGAUCCCAGAUCACGAAUGCAUGCUUGUUUCUCUGUGCCAUCAACAAGCAGCCUGGAUAUGGGGCUGAGCUGCACGUGACGCAGAUUUUUGCCACGUUUCAUCAUCUGUUCUUAGUGGUGCACAGCUAAUCAAAGCAGAAGGGUGCAUCCUCAUAUUGAAAGCCCUUCAAAGUAGGAGCACUUAGAGCUUUUCAGUAGAAAUGGUUUUGAGAGUUUUGCAUUAGAAUGGCAAAAUACGCAUUUCCUUUGCUCGUUCUUGAAUACUUUAGGACAAUUUUGGUAGUGAUUGUUCCAGAUACAGAGCUUGUGCCAUGUGUGCCCCAUUGGAGCCUGAACUGAUAUCUUUAAGCCACUGCAAACAGGUUCUUAAACCUGGAAGUCCCAGGCAUCGCUGGGAGGCAACGCAGCCAGGCCUGCUGCUGUCCCUCACUCCUUCCCUGCUCCCAGCAAAAUGAUCCUUGCUCAUCAUCCCCACCAUUCCCCAUACACAGCAUCGCUCUGCGUGCAGCUUCUGCCACGGCAGGACUUCUCCCUUCCCCAAUCUUCCCUGAUCCACUGUUAUUCUCUCUGUGGAACUCAGCUGGACUGAUCUGCAAGGUGAUCUGCAGCAUCUCUGGUGUGCCAUAAUCUCCUUUGCUCAGGAAUAAUACUUUGCUAAGAUGUAAUACUCCCUUUUCAGCUGCGAGCUCAGCUGUGGGGAUGUUCUGUUGAAUGUUUACUAUGCUCUGAAGGACCUGAUUUUGUGAUGUU
Molecule: messenger RNA, 4523 nt
Organism: Lagopus muta (rock ptarmigan)
Lineage: Eukaryota; Metazoa; Chordata; Aves; Galliformes; Phasianidae
Exons: 2
Coding region: 2542-3672 (376 amino acids)
Source: RefSeq, a predicted model, not a curated record